CCGAGAAGUUUGAGGCUUAAAGAUUGUAAUCAGGAACAAGUGCUCACAAUGGACAGGCUUAUAAGCUUAGAGCCAUCAAACCUUGUUCCUAUCCUCAUCGAACAUGGUCAGAAAUGUUACGGUGUCCUCACCUUGCGAAACGUUAUGUACACUAUGCCGGUCGCGUUUCGGCUUCAACCACUGAUCAAAACCCGUUACACUAUCAGGCCGCAGUCGGGAAUCAUAUCUCCUCUCGCAACUCUCACUGUAGAAAUUAUUUAUCAUCUCCCACCGGGUUCCAAUCUUCCACACUCCUUCCCUCGUAGCGAUGAUUCGUUCCUUUUGCAUAGCGUUGUGGUUCCAGGGGCAGCCAUCAAGGAACCGUCAUCCAUGUUUGAUGCUGUUCCAAAUGACUGGUUCACAACAAAGAAGAAGCAAGUUUUCAUAGACAGUGGAAUCAAAACCAUGUUCGUUGGCCCGCCGGUUUUGGCUCAACUUGUGGCCGAUGGUUCUAUGGAUGAAAUUAGGGAGGUUCUUGAGAAGAGUGACCCGGCGUUGAGGGCGGUGGAUUCCAUUGACGCGCAUGGACAAACUUUACUUCAUUUGGCCAUCGCUCAAAGCCGAGCUGAUCUUGUCCAAUUACUUCUCGAAUUUGAGCCGGACGUAGAGGCUCAGAGUCGAUCAGGGUCCAGCCCACUUGAAUCCGCGGCAGCCUCCGGAGAAACCCUGAUAGUGGAGCUAUUAUUGGCUCAUAGAGCUAGCACAGAACGGUUGGAGACCUCUACUUGGGGCCCUAUACACCUUGCGGCCGGAGGUGGUCACACAGAGGUGUUGAGGCUCCUCUUACUCAAGGGGGCUAAUGUGGACGCACUCACAAAGCACGGGAACACGGCUUUACACCUUUCAGUCGAGGAGCGCAGGAGGGAUUGCGCGAGGCUUUUGUUGGCAAACUGGGCGAGGCCCGACGUCCAUAACACCGAAGAAGCUGACACGCCGCUGCAUAUCGCUGCAGGCAUAGGUGACGAACAGAUGGUCAAGCUUUUGUUACAAAAGGGAGCCAACAAAGAUAUCCGAAACAGGGUUGGAAAAACCGCUUAUGAUGUUGCUGUCGAUUACGGCCACAACCGGCUUUUCGAUGCGCUCAAACUUGGGGACAGUCUAUGUGUUGCUGCUCGGAAGGGCGAAGUAAGAACAAUCCAAAGACUUCUUGAAAAUGGCGCAGUUAUUAACGGGCGAGACCAGAAUGGCUGGACAGCGCUGCAUAGAGCCUCAUUCAAAGGAAAAAUAGAUGCAGUUCGAGCUCUACUGGAGAAAGGCAUUAGUAUUGAUGCUAAAGAUGAAGAUGGUUACACGGCAUUGCACUGUGCAGUGGAGUCGGGACAAACUGAAGUGAUAGAGUUGAUAGUAAAGAAGGGAGCAGAUGUGGAAGCUCGAACCAACAAGGGUGUCACUGCACUGCAAAUAGCAGAGUCGCUGCACUACAUAGGGAUUACAAGGAUACUCGUUCACGGAGGUGCCACCAACGAUAAUAUGAUACUUGUUCCAGCAAUAUCCCCGCCGGUUCCAUUCAGAAACAAAAUGCGCGCGCCACAAGAUCAGGGAGAGAUGGGCGGGCUGAAAAAGAAGUCGAGUAGAACCAAAGCGCCUCGGGCUAGCUUGGAUAGGCCAGUGCCGUUGGCAGUGCUCUAGCUAGUAGAUCGAGCAUACAUACAUAUAUGAGCUUUUUGUUUUUAUUUUCUUCUUCUCCUUCGAUCUCCAACAUUAGAGCACAGAAUGGAUCAUUUAUUUAAUUUAGUUAUGGCUAAAAUU
This is a messenger RNA of Juglans regia (Persian walnut), 1788 nucleotides long. RefSeq names its product protein VAPYRIN-like. The record is from RefSeq and is a predicted model, not a curated record. The transcript has a single exon. Lineage: Eukaryota; Viridiplantae; Streptophyta; Magnoliopsida; Fagales; Juglandaceae. Gene Ontology annotation, molecular function: protein binding. The coding region runs from base 49 to 1668 and encodes 539 amino acids.